GAAACUCUAAGUUUAUCAUGGCGUACAAAUUCGGGAUCCGUUCAUCUCUGACCUUGCUUGGUCUGCAAACAAGCAAGCAACAUCUAGGAAUCGCGAGAAAAGGUUUAAUUCGCAUGCAGCAAACGCACGCUGCAAUGGAAAACGUCGACCCGAAAUCAUACGACCAAAUUCCAGGGCCGAAGGGCCUGCCACUAGUUGGAACACUUUUUGACUACGUUCGAAAUAAGGGUCACACAAGAGUGCAUGAAAUUCAGGCCGAGCGAGUUCAAGAAUAUGGAGAGAUCUAUCGGGAGAAACUCCUUGGUCUGGAUACUGUAACCAUCUCCAACGCUGACGAUGUUCAGUAUUUGUUUCGAAACGAAGGAAAAUACCCCCAAAGGGAACCUCAGUUUCCUCUAUGGAUGAAAUAUAAAGAAGAACGGAAACAGGCCCACGGAGUGUUCAGCUUACAAGGAGAGGAUUGGUUUAAAGUUCGUCGAGUGUUGAACAUGAAAAUGCUGAAACCUAAAGUUGUUGGUGAAUACUCAAAGCCACUAAAUGAUGUCAUAUCUGACCUGUUACAUCGGACUAAACAGACACGUGAUAGUGAUGGUGGCAUUCCAGACAUUCAACAGGAACUCUUCAAAUGGUCUUUGGAAUCGGUUGGCACGGUCCUUUUUGAAACAAGAUUUGGCACCUUUGGCAAAUCGCCGUCACCAGAAGCUGCCAAGUUUAUUGAAGCAGUGGGGAAAAUGUUCAAUCUGAUUCUGAAGGUAUAUGUUAUACCUCUUUGGAUUGACAAAUUCUACAGACCAAAGAGCUUUCGAGAAUUUUACGACUGCAUGGAUGUGAUGUACGACUUUGGCAACAGCUGUAUCGAAAACAAGUUGAGCGAAAUUCGCAGAAGACUGGAAAAUGGAGAAGAACAGGAUGAAGAUGCAGCGGAGUUUUUGAGUUUUCUGAUCAGCAGAGAUGACAUCAGUUCCACAGAAAUAACUGCAAACUUGGUGGAGAUAUUGAUGGCUGCUGUGGAAACGACGUCAAACACAAGCCUGUGGACUUUAUAUCUGCUUGCCCGAAAUCCUUCUGUACAAAAGCAGCUUCAUGAAGAGGUUAGCGCAGUUCUUCAACCAGGUGAACUAGCAACUCCUGCAACUUUACAAAAAAUGCCUUUUCUUAGAGGAUGUGUCAAGGAAACCUUAAGGCUUUAUCCAGUCGCUACGGAAAACGCUCGCAUGCUUCAGGAAGACAUCGUCAUUCAGGGCUACCGCAUACCACCAAACACGAUGAUACGUGUUCCACUGUAUGCAAUGGGUCGUGAUCCAGCACUGUUUGAUGAUCCUUUGGAGUACAAACCUGACCGGUGGCUGAGGGAUGACACGAGCAAGUCCCAUUAUCAUGCGUUCGCCUCGCAACCUUUUGGAUUUGGCACCAGGAUGUGCCUUGGUCGCCGUGUGGCAGAACUGGAAAUGCAUCUUCUUUUAUCUCGGGUGUCGCAGAACUUCUGGCUUGAGUCGCUUAAUGAAGUGAAACCAAGGAUCACUGCGCUUCUUGUCCCGGACGGAGAAGUCAAAUUGAGAUUUAUUGACCGCUGAUAUCAAACGGAUCUUAAAUGCACUAUACCAGCACAUCUGUUGCGUUUGAAACCUCAAUUUCAUCUGAUAAUUAGAGAUAAAA
Pocillopora verrucosa is the source of this 1656-nucleotide messenger RNA. Its product is annotated as cytochrome P450 10-like. Gene Ontology annotation, molecular function: monooxygenase activity; iron ion binding; heme binding. The record is from RefSeq and is a predicted model, not a curated record. Gene Ontology annotation, cellular component: mitochondrial inner membrane. Gene Ontology annotation, biological process: C21-steroid hormone biosynthetic process; glucocorticoid biosynthetic process; cholesterol metabolic process. NCBI's taxonomy places the organism in Eukaryota, Metazoa, Cnidaria, Anthozoa, Scleractinia, Pocilloporidae.